AUGACAUUGGGACUUUCUGGCAAGCCUCCUGAAGACAGUACUGAUAUCGCAAAAGAAUUCCAUCAACUGGCUUCCGCAGCGGUAGACUUAUCAAAUGCUCACGUUUCUGAAGCUGGAAUACUGUCGAUCCAACGUUCCAUUCGUGAUUGGGAGAAUGACAAGCGUAAAAAUUUGCUCUAUCAAUUUCCAAUAAUGCAAGAUCCAAUGAUAUUACCACCAGAGGAGGUGCUGCAGCAACAACCUCCCAUGUCCAUGGAUCCGUCGAUUCAAAUUCGAUUGCCGUCUCCAUCGGGAAAGAAGAUACUCAUCGUCACAAAAGGAAUGUCUGGUGACAAAAACAAGCCUGAAUUGGAAUUGUGGGAGAAUGGGGCAUUGGUUCGGAAAAUACCAACAAUACAACAACAACAAAAAAAACAGGAGCGUCAUCAUGGUUCCAUCAUUCACGAUCCUACUGGAUUUGGGACUGCGUCUUGGAGUCCUGAUGAAUCUUACAUUACAUAUGUUGCCGAACGGUUACCACCCACAACGCAUGCCUUUUGGGAACCAUACAAGAAUGACAAUCAUAAAGAUAAUGGCGGGGCUAGUAGCAGCAUUGCUGGUGGACAACAUGUGCUUGGGCAAGGGUACAUGGAGGAGUGGGGCGAACAAUAUGUGGGUCAGUCUCCCUUGUUGGAUCUUUAUAUACUUCAUUUGGAUUCGGGAAAGAUUGGUCGGAUUACAAAUGUUCCGGGAGAGAAUACUAAUACAGGAGAUGCAAGUACUACUACCAAUGGUGGAGUCACCUUGGGACAACCAGUCUGGCAUCCCACCUUGCCCAAAAUUGCCUACACGGGUUGGGAUGCUGGAGGCUUAGGAAAAAUGCCCAAACGAUUGGGUAUGGUCUACUGCCGAAAUCGUGCCAGCGGCAUUUAUACGUCGGAUGUGACCAAGCUACUGCAACGAUUACAAGGUACUAUUACAACAGACGAGACCGACUUGGUGGAAGACAAAGAUUCGGACUAUGAAAGUGUGACGGAUGCUUUUCCAUAUGCAAGGUCACCACAAUUUUUGAAAACUGGUGAGAUGAUUUUUUUGGCCAAUCCAAAAGCCUUUGUUUCACAUGAUAGUUGCAUGGGACUUUACAAGAAGAUUGGAACAAAUUCUGUUGCGGAUUGCAUCGUUCCAGUCAUGGAUCUUCCGGCCACAAAUGGUCCCAAAGUCUCGGACAUGGGAUUCCCAGGUCUCUUCGUACAUCAAUUGCCACCCAACGCCAGCUGUGGAUCCAACCAUUUGGUCCUUUCAACUGUUUGGGGAAGUCUUUCUAGGCUCAUACGCGUUGACCUCGACACCAAACAGGUCCAACUACUCGACUUUCCACUUUCAAAAGGAGACAGUAGAUCAGCAUCGAGUCACUUUUUGCAGUGCCAAACACCCUCCGGGGACUGGAUUGUAUCCGAGACAGCUACCAAUUGUCCAGCGAGUCUGUGGCUUCUUCCUCAUGCAGACACUGUACAAGAAACCAAAGACGAAACGAUCGUUUGCGAGAAUGCAAAGCUGCUGACGAAAUUUCCGGCCAUUGCUGCGUCCUCCGUUUCAUCAAUACAAGCAUUUCAUGAUAUUCCCUUUGACAUGGAGGUCAUCAGUGUGCCAACAACAGACGACUCGUUGCCGCCAGUCCAAGCAAUUUUGACGCUACCCAAGCAGCAGAAAGAAUCAGGAAAGGUUGGUCUUAUUGUCAUUCCACAUGGUGGGCCACACUCGGCCACCAUUUCUGGAUAUGUACCGGGAUUUGCGUUGCUGGCCAGCAAAUAUGCGAUUGUCUUUCCAAACUAUCACGGGUCAACUGGGUUCGGGCAAGCAGCCCUUGAGUCGCUACUGGCCAACAUUGGAGAUACCGACGUCAAGGAUGUCAUGAGGACAACGAAGCAUGUGAUUGAAGAAUGGAAAGAUCGUAUCGAUGAAACCAAAAUUGGUAUUUGUGGUGGAUCACAUGGUGGUUUCUUGACCUCUCAUUGUAUUGGUCAGUACCCAGACUUUUUCAAAGCCGCCGUUAUGCGAAAUCCCGUUACAAAUCUUGCCUCUAUGGCGACAGCAACGGACAUUCCUGACUGGUGUCAUGCAGAGGCGCUGGGCACAUACGAUUUCACCAAGUUUCGAGGUCCAGACAAGGGUGAGCUACAAACAAUGUAUGAAAGAUCGCCAAUCGUUCACGUGUCCAAAGUGAAAACGCCAACACUCAUGGCACUGGGAAUGAAGGAUUUGCGAGUUCCACCAUCCCAAGGGAUGGAGCUUUUUCAUGCGCUCCAGUCAGCAGGAGUCGAUACAAAGCUGCUGGUGUAUCCAGAAGAUAAUCAUGCUUUGAAUCGAGUGGCGACAGAAGCCGAUCAUUGGAUUCACAUCCGCCAAUGGUUCAACCAGUAUCUUGGUUAG
This is a messenger RNA of Cylindrotheca closterium, 2409 nucleotides long. NCBI's taxonomy places the organism in Eukaryota, Bacillariophyta, Bacillariophyceae, Bacillariales, Bacillariaceae. The record is from the annotation of a GenBank genome assembly.